This is a messenger RNA of Erigeron canadensis, 2773 nucleotides long. Its product is annotated as dammarenediol II synthase-like. The record is from RefSeq and is a predicted model, not a curated record. The transcript is spliced from 13 exons. Lineage: Eukaryota; Viridiplantae; Streptophyta; Magnoliopsida; Asterales; Asteraceae. The coding region runs from base 91 to 2373 and encodes 760 amino acids. Gene Ontology annotation, cellular component: lipid droplet. Gene Ontology annotation, biological process: triterpenoid biosynthetic process. Gene Ontology annotation, molecular function: beta-amyrin synthase activity.
UAUUCAUAUACACACACACCAUCGUACAAUCCUCUUUCAACUGGAUUUUGAGUUAUCUACACUACUUAAAAAGAAAAAAAAAAAACAAAAAUGUGGAAGUUGAAGAUAGCAGAAGGGGGGAAUGAUCCUUACUUGUUUAGCACCAACAACUUUGUUGGACGCCAGACUUGGGAGUUCGACCCUGAUGCAGGCACUCCCGAAGAAAAACAACAAGUUGAAGAUGCUCGACGUUGUUACAGAAACAAUAGGAGUAACGGUGUUCAUCCAUGUGGCGAUUUACUUAUGCGUAUGCAGUUGAUCAAAGAGAAUGGUAUUGAUGUGUUGAGCAUACCCCCAGCGAGGUUAACAGAGGACGAGGAAGUGAACUAUGAAGCAGUUACCGUAGCAGUAAAAAAAGCAGUCCGCUUGAACCGUGCUAUCCAAGCAAAGGAUGGCCACUGGCCUGCAGAAAAUGCUGGUCCUAUGUUUUUUACUCCUCCCCUUGUUAUCGCGAUGUACAUCAGUGGAACCAUCAACACACAUUUAACAAGAGAACACAAAAGAGAAAUGAUACGGUUUAUCUACAAUCAUCAAAAUGAAGAUGGAGGGUGGGGCUUUUAUAUUGAGGGACACAGUACCAUGAUCGGGUCAGCAUUGAGCUACGUAGCUCUACGAUUGCUGGGAGAAGGACCUAAUGAUGGAAAUGGUUCGGUUGAACAAGGCAGGAAGUGGAUACUUGACCAUGGCGGGGCAACCUCCAUUCCCUCUUGGGGGAAAACUUAUCUCUCGGUGCUUGGGGUAUAUGAAUGGGAAGGGUGCAAUCCAAUUCCACCAGAAUUUUGGCUUUUUCCUGAAACUUUACCAUAUCAUCCAGCCAAAAUGUGGUGCUACUGCCGGACAACCUAUAUGCCAAUGUCAUACCUGUACGGGACAAAAUUCCAUGGUCCAAUAACUGAUCUUGUUCUUCAACUUCGACAAGAAAUGCAUCCUAUCCCAUAUCACAAGAUAAACUGGAAUAAACAGCGUCACAACUGUAGCAAGGAAGAUCUCUAUUACCCUCAUUCAACAGUCCAAGAUUUGUUGUGGGAUGGUCUUCAUUACUUGAGUGAGCCAAUCCUCAAGUAUUGGCCUUUUACAAAGCUAAGAGAAAGAGGUCUCAACAGAGCAGUUGAACUAAUGCGCUAUAGUGCUCAAGAAGCAAGAUAUAUCACCAGUGGAUGUGUCGAAAAGAGCUUGCAAAUGAUGUGUUGGUGGGCGGAGAACCCAAACGGAUAUGAGUUCAAACACCACCUUGCUAGAGUGCCUGAUUUCUUGUGGUUAGCAGAAGAUGGGAUGACAAUGCAUAGUUUUGGGAGCCAACUUUGGGAUUGUGCACUUGCAACUCAAGCAAUAAUAGCUAGUGAUAUGGUCGAAGAAUAUGGUGAUUCGCUUAAAAAAGCAAAUUUCUAUAUCAAAGAAUCUCAGACCAAGCAAAAUCCUUCUGGAAAUUUUUUGAAAAUGUGUCGGCAGUUUACUAAAGGGUCGUGGACUUUCUCUGACCAAGAUCAAAGUUGGGCUGUCUCAGAUUGCACAGCCGAAGCAUUUAAGUGUCUUCUAUUACUAUCCCAAAUGCCAGAAGAAAUUUCAGGAGAAAAAGUCGAUAAUGAGCGAUUAUACGAGGCCCUUGAUGCCCUCCUUUACUUUCAAAGUCCUAUAAGUGGAGGUUUCGCUAUAUGGGAAAAACCUGUCCCAAAGGAAUUUUUAUGGCAGUGGUUGAAUCCAUCAGAACUUUUUGGAGACAUAAUUGUUGAGAAAGAGCAUGUUGAGUGCACAGCAUCAUGUAUCAAAGCCCUUUUAGCCUUCAAACACUUGCACCCAGGGCACAAGGAGAAAGAAAUAGAAACUUCCGUGGCUAAAGCAAUCUGUUUUCUGGAGGAAAAACAAUGGCAAGAUGGUUCAUGGUAUGGUUAUUGGGGAAUAUGCUUUCUAUAUGGCACAUUUUUUGCACUAGUAGGCUUGGAAUCUGCUGGAAGAACAUAUGACAAUAGUGAAGCAGUUCGUAAAGCGGUUAAAUUUCUUCUGUCGAAACAAAAUGAAGAGGGUGGGUGGGGAGAGAGCAUUGAGUCUUGCCCCAGUGAAGUGUACACACCGUUAGAUGGAAAUCGGACGAACCUGGUUCAAACUUCAUGGGCUAUGCUAGGUCUUAUGUCAGGUGGACAGGCUGAAAUAGAUCCGACACCCUUGCACAAAGCAGCCAAGAUCUUGAUUAAUGCACAGAUGGAUAAUGGAGAUUUUCCUCAACAGGAGCUUACUGGAGUCUACAUGAGGAACUGCAUGUUGCAUUAUGCAGCAUAUAGGAACAUAUUUCCACUUUGGGCACUUGGGGAAUAUCGCAAACGAGUUUGGGUCAAUUGAAUCAAGAGCCUGAAGUAAGCCGAAAAUAUGUGCAAAUGAUAAGCCAGCCUAUGUGUCCAAUAUAUUGUAAUCUCAUUAUCAUAAUCUUAGUCAAUGAUGUUAUUGUAACAAAAAUAUUGCAUUGACUAUGCAAUAUCUAGUUCCACAAGUUCAUUAGACGGCUUCUAAGCAAUUGUUAUCAAGGCAGUCGAUCCAUCUUCUAUCCAAGCCCAUACAGCCCAACAACUGGCUUGAUUGAUUUCUAUGAAUGCAGCUCACGUGUGCCUUUGCCAAGUUUUUAUUAUUAUCUUGUGUUUUAGUAUGAGUGUUUUUUUUCCUAUAUGUUCAUGUUCAAUCAAGUGUAAAUAUGUAGCACAAAUACAUGUAAAUUAAAUGAAAAAAGGACACACUUUUUCUUGUA